This is a messenger RNA of Fonsecaea multimorphosa CBS 102226, 1389 nucleotides long. RefSeq lists its product as uncharacterized. Lineage: Eukaryota; Fungi; Ascomycota; Eurotiomycetes; Chaetothyriales; Herpotrichiellaceae. The record is from RefSeq and is a predicted model, not a curated record. The coding region runs from base 1 to 1389 and encodes 462 amino acids. The transcript has a single exon.
AUGGUUUCGCUUCGACGCACCAAGAACUUUGCUACCGACCCUCAGACCCCGAUGUUCCUUUACACAAUCCUCAAACAACUGGACCUCAGGUCGAUCAACUGGAACGAAGUUGCAGCCUGUCUUGGUAUCUCCAAUGGCCACGCAGCCCGAAUGAGGUACAGCCGCAUGAAGUCGCAGUUUGAAGGCACAUCCAACCAAGUCAAGCCAUCCAAACCGAAAAAGGAGAACUCCAACGCGGCCGAUAACAAGUCUUCCAAGACCAAACCAAAGAACAAGCGCCUUCUUGAGGAAGAAGAAAAUGAGCGGCUGGCCAACCAACGAGCGACGUCUCAAGCUGUCAUCCAACCGGAUCAUGACCUCAAAAGAAUCAAGGUCGAACCACACCCGUACAUGCAUCAUCCAUGGUACUCUCCGUACGGCGGAGGUACAGCACAGAUGUACCCAACCCCAUUUUGGGGUCAAUCAACCAUGUCACUCAAACCGCUGCCACACCCAUCGUUUGGAAUGCCUGGCCUCCCUGCUCAGAAUGUCAUUCCUACACCUCCCAUCAAGACAGAGCCUGGAACCACUUCAGCAACUUACACCGAUGUCGAGACGGCGACUCCGGCCAUCAAGCAGGAGGUCGAUGAAUCUGAUGUCAGCGCUACAAUUGUAAAGAAGGAACCAGGAACACUUCUAGAAGACCGAACGUUGCCUACCGAUGUCAGCCGCGACAGUGUCUCCUUCGGCUAUCCCAUGCCUAGAACGAUCCAUACCUUCUUCGGCCCUCAGCAAAGUGUAUCGACUUCAGGACAAUCUCCUUCUUUUCAUAACAACAUUUCUGAAUUCUCAACACCACCAUCGCGCGCCUCCUAUUCGCCAUUCAGUGAUCACAGUCAGUGUCAGAGUGCUUCUCCAUGGUCCGCCACUUGUGCAGGCCAAAACACCGUGACGAUUCCGACAGAUGAUGCCGGCGACAAAAUGAUUCUGAACCCUUAUGCCGUCUCGUAUCAAGACAUGCUGAACAUGCCGUUGUACAGACUGUAUCCCGAGCCAUCUGCUUCACAGACGUCACAUGCAAAAGCUCAAUAUGUUACACCUCAGUCUGGCGUGGUUGAAGCACGAGACGUUGAGGAGGAUAAGGAGUACAACCAUGGGCAUACGCCACCUGCUACCUCGACCAUAGCACCACCGCCACCUGCAGGGAGUCCGACAACGAAGAACAACGAUGUGGGAAGCAGCACCAGUACGUCUGUCAUCCCAUCAGAUACCUUCAGUUCCUCUAGUGAAUCUGUAGUGCAUGCAGACACCAGUACCCAGCCGCCAGCUAUUCCCAACAUCAUCGAAGUGGACUCAGAUGAUGAGGGCGUGGCCAGACCCAAGAUCAAGAAGGAGUUUGUGGAGAUGUAA